AUGGGAGGAUCCAGUUGCGAAAGUUUCGACCACCUGAUCUGGGACAGGAAUGACGGGGAGUGGGAGAAGGUGCAGGCCGAGAUGCGGCACCGCUCCGCCAUCCAGCUGGUGGAACAGCUUGCAUCUGAGAAACUCGGUCGUCUUUCGAACUGGAUCGCUCCGAUGAAUAUUAGCGGGUACAACAUUCUUUACAGACUUCGGACGCAAUCCUCCUCCUUCUUCUCCUCCUUCUCCUCCUCGACCCCAGAUGUCGUAGUGGCGAACAAGCAUUCCAUGUCGGGAGCCCUGAAUGCCACCAACGACGAGCCCAGCAAGCCCUUCGUCCUGGAUCCCAACAUCUCAGAGGAUUCUCUUGAAGACCUCUAUUCCAAACUCGGUGGGGGUUUGUAUUCGGUGGCGGCACGUCUCGUGGCCCGCAACAUGAACAAUAUGCUGCAGCUAGCAGGCAUUCCGCGGUCGAUAUUCCCCCCGAGAGAGAAGACGUUCGAGAGCGCAGAUGAAUACUACGCGGAGCUCGCCAGGAUGCAUCUGGCCCAGCUCGUAGUUCAGCACAACGACCUGGUCACCUUAGCAGACGAUUGCCGAAACAAACAACUGGUCGGCGCAAUCGAGAAGCAGCGGCUCUUUCCACCUGUAUUGCACCUGUAUUGCGACGACCUGAGACCAGCGAUUAUCCUUCUCGACGACAGCGAGGACAUUGCCACUUUCAUCGAUUGGGAGUUCAAAUAUGCGGCUCCGAGUCAUUUCUCGCUCGAUCCACCCUGGUGGCCAGUCCUCGAAAAGCCCGACCAGUGGGAAGGCGGCACCGAGGACUGGGUUAGAUUCUACGAGCCACGAAUGAGGAUCUGGCUCUCAGCUACGGAAACGGCCGCAGCGGCCCUGGAUCUGAACGAGUGGCCGGUAUUCCACACGGGGCCGACCGGCGAGACGCACAGAGCCCAAGGGGGUGUUGCCGGGGUGGUUAUAUCCAAAGACAUCCCCUUGUCGACCUCCGUGCGCGAGAGCUGGGACACGGGCCGGUUCUGGCUCAACUACGCGGCGCGAGAUCGCUGUGCGUUUGACGCCCUCUUCUGGAUAUUCCUGGACGAGAAGUUCUUCGGAGCAAGACGGGACAACGUUGGCAGAGAGGAGGUUUGGAAGACGAGACUGCGCCUUCUAAGCGAGGCAGAGCCGGUCGGGAAGGAACCCUUCGUAGAACGCAAGAUGAGCGACACUCAGGAGCGCAAAAUCAUGGAGUGGAACUCGGAGGAUGCACAUAGAAGCAAGCAGUGUAAUUUACAUCCCGGCGACGUCCCACAGGGGGCUUACUUUUUCUUCUCGGUUCUCGGGACUGCUCGUGACGUUUCGGGAACCGGCCAUUCCCCAUUCCUCAUUCCCAUUCCCACUCGUUACAAACUUACGAACAAGCGAAGGCAUAGCGGAGCUUUCUGGGGGACUUUUGAGCGCAAGAACAGACGGAGAACAGGCAACGCAUACACGCACAGUGUCUUGACAACGUCCGUGGAGCAGCAUCAUUACAUUCACCACCAGUGA
Drepanopeziza brunnea f. sp. 'multigermtubi' MB_m1 is the source of this 1533-nucleotide messenger RNA. NCBI's taxonomy places the organism in Eukaryota, Fungi, Ascomycota, Leotiomycetes, Helotiales, Drepanopezizaceae. The record is from RefSeq and is a predicted model, not a curated record.